Molecule: messenger RNA, 1581 nt
Organism: Punctularia strigosozonata HHB-11173 SS5
Lineage: Eukaryota; Fungi; Basidiomycota; Agaricomycetes; Corticiales; Punctulariaceae
Product: cytochrome P450
Exons: 14
Coding region: 1-1581 (526 amino acids)
Molecular function (GO): monooxygenase activity; heme binding; oxidoreductase activity, acting on paired donors, with incorporation or reduction of molecular oxygen
Source: RefSeq, a predicted model, not a curated record
AUGGAUCCCUAUCUCCUCUGUGGCGUGUUCGCCGUGCUAUGCUCGCUUUUCUUUCUGCAGCGUCGCCUUUCUGCAAAUUCACGUCGUCCGCUGCCUCCAGGACCUCCAGCAUAUAUUCCCUGGAUCCGGCAUGCAUUUCAGAUUCCCACAGAGCGGCAAUGGGUCAAGUUCAACGAAUGGAGCCGUACUUACGGCAAGCAUCAUUGCCUGACUGUAUAUAUAGGGGAUAUCAUGUCUGUCGAAGCCUUGGGUCAACGCUACAUCAUCUUGGGCUCUCUGAAGGCGUGCACGGACUUGUUUGAUCGCAGGUCCUCAAACUUCUCCGAUCGUCCGAGACUCCCAAUGCUGAACGAACUCUCGGGUGGCAACUGGAGCUUCGCUUUCAGGGAAUACGGUUCACAAUGGCGGGAUGAAAGGCGAGCAUUUCACAAAUACAUGAACAUCACCCAGGUGGCCCAAUAUCGCCCGAAGCAACUCAAGGAAGCGCGCGCGUUCUUGCAGCGACUGCUGGCAACUCCAGAUCGAUUUUACGAUCUGGUUCGACACACGUUAGGUGCGACCAUUAUGAACGUUGUCUACGCUAUCGAAACUGCAGAGGAGAACGAUGAAUAUAUCAACAAGGCUGAGGAGGCUUUGCAAACCCUCUCUCUCGCCGGUAAUCCAACGGCAUAUCUAGUCAACACUUUUCCCUGGCUAAAGUACAUCCCGAAUUGGUUUCCCGGGGCCCAGUUCAAGCGUCAAGCGGCGCGUUGGCGGCAGAUAGCGUACGAGUUUGUCACCAAUCCACUGAAUCACGUUAAGGAGGAAAUGCGCCGAGGAACUGCUCGUCCCUCGAUGGCUCUUUCACUGUUGGAAGAACUCGCCGAUGUCCCUCAGGAAGAAAGGGCUCAACGAGAAAGGAUUGUCGCAAAUGUCGCUGCGAUAGCAUACGGUGGUGGUGCAGACACGACGAUAUCCGCCCUAAACACGUUUUUCCUUGCUAUGGCCAUGCACCCCGGCGUUGUAAAGCGGGCUCGGGAAGAGCUGGACUCCGCUGUAGGCACCCAACGGCUACCGACCUUCGAGGACGAGGAGCACCUUCCGUACAUCACGGCUAUCUGCAAAGAGGUGAUGCGUUGGCAGACAGUGACCCCUCUCGCCGUGGUUCACAGUUCGGUUCAGGACGACGAGUACAACGGCUAUUUCCUUCCCAAAGGGAGCGUGUUCUUCGGCAACGCAUGGGCAAUCAUGCACGAUCCCGAAGUAUAUCCGGAGCCGCACUCGUUCAAGCCAGAGCGUUUCUUGAAGGCAGGGCGUAUCAAUCCGGAAGUGCGAGACCCAACUGUAGCCGCCUUUGGUUUCGGACGGAGGAUCUGUCCAGGGCGCUGGUUCAGUGCACAGUCGCUGUUCAUCACCGUUGCAUCGGUCCUUGCAGCUUACGAUAUCAGAGCGCCGAUGGACGAACAUGGCCGUCCGAUACAACUAGAGGCCAAAAUGACGACCGGUGUACUCUCCUACCCAGAGCCUUUCCAAUGCAUUAUAGUCCCUCGUUCGAAGCAAGCCGAACGACUUGUUAGAGAAGGGGCCAUUGAAGUCGAAUGA